Messenger RNA from Penicillium verhagenii, 2520 nucleotides. Its product is annotated as serine/threonine protein kinase CLA4. Gene Ontology annotation, biological process: intracellular signal transduction; regulation of MAPK cascade; protein phosphorylation. NCBI's taxonomy places the organism in Eukaryota, Fungi, Ascomycota, Eurotiomycetes, Eurotiales, Aspergillaceae. The transcript is spliced from 3 exons. Bases 1 to 2520 code for a protein of 839 amino acids. Gene Ontology annotation, cellular component: cytoplasm. The record is from RefSeq and is a predicted model, not a curated record. Gene Ontology annotation, molecular function: ATP binding; protein serine/threonine kinase activity.
AUGGGUUCCUAUGGCAAUGGUACCGCGUACUCGCCGGAUCAGUUCAUGAAUCCGGGGCCGGCCCCCCGCCCCCCAAAUGAUCGUCCCAAGUUGACACUUCCUACCAACAAUGCCAACCAGGUGGCCACCUCAUUUGGCCAAAUGUCCUUGAACUCGCCAAGCACCCCAGGCCCCUCUGGCAACCUCUCGCUGUUCCCAAACACUAGCACCCCGUCCCUGGCCCGGAGCCAAACCGGCGGAAGCGGCGUCACCAUUGUGAAAGAAGGCCCCGUUCGAUGCAAGGAAGACAAGUUCCUGGCAACAUGGAACCAACGCCAGUUGAUCCUGCGCGAAUACAAAGUCGAGUUCUUGAAGACCGAGUCCGGAAAAGUUGUUCUCUCGUUCCCCCUAUCCACCGUCACCGCUGUUUCUCGUUCGGAGGAUUCUAAGAUGGCCUUUGAGAUCACAAGACUGGCCAACCCCAAGGAUGCAAACUCAAAGACUGCUAUGAUCACUCGCGAUGUGCCUACUAAGACAAUCACUUGUGAGGUGAAAUCCGAUGACGAGAUCUAUGAGUGGAUCGACAAGAUCUAUGAGCGUUGCCCUGGUAUGGGUGGUGUCAGUAACCCCACUAACUUCAGUCACCGCGUUCACGUUGGCUUUGACCCGCAAUCCGGUGCAUUUGUAGGCUUGCCUCCGGAGUGGGAAAAGCUGCUGACAGCUUCGGCUAUUACCAAGGAGGACUACAAGAAGAAUCCCCAGGCAGUUAUUGAGGUGUUGGAGUUUUACUCGGAUAUCAAGAUGCGAGAGCAGAACCCACAGUACUACGGUGGAAUGAAUGGCUCUUCGGGUAGCUCGAAUAAGAUGCCUACAAGCACAUCGAUGGGCAGUGGGAUUGCUCCUCCCCGGCCUGCACCACCAGGUCCUAUGCAGCGCCUAGACAAUGGUCAGUCAAUGCGUUCAGUAUCUUCGCCAACGUCGGAUCGAUCAGCAGAGCAACAGAUGCAAUUGCAGCAGAUGAAGGAAGCGGCAGACCAAGAGCGUCGUCGAGUGGAGGAGCUUCGCCGCAAAGAAGAUCAAGAAUACAAUGCAUCCAUUCCAAAGACGCGCACUCCGAUGGCCAAGCAGGAGCUUGGUGGAUAUGGUGGUGGUGGUGGUGGUGGUGGUGGCUCAGACACCCGUUACCAGCCGAGUCGCCCUGCUCCACAAGCGCCUGGCUCUUCUACUCGCAACCCUGGAUCUGAUCCCCGUCAGCUAACCGCCCAACGCCCGGCUCCCGCCCCUCCAUCUUCGCAGAGUCCUUACGGUGGACAAGGUCCUUCCCGCACCCCUGGCAGCACCAGCACCCAGAGUGAGAACCAGGGAUCCUCUUCGGGCUAUCCUUCUAGUGACCCUAGAGCUCAGGCUUCGUCUAGCCGAGCUCCACAGGCUCAAGGACCUCCUCCAACUCGUCUCCCUGCCCCUGUGCAGCAAGUGAAGCCGUUGAACAUUGCCAACAAGCAGCCGACCACCAAGGCCGUUCCUGAUGGUAUUCGCCAGGCGGAAGCUGCCUUGACCAAGAAGCCCGACCCCCGGCAGAAGGAGGUGCGUAUGUCGGCAAUGUCCGAAGUGGAGGUCAUGGAUAGACUGCGCGCAGUGGUGUCCAAAGACAACCCCAACGAAUCUUACAGCAAGCAGCGCAAGAUUGGUCAGGGUGCUUCUGGUUCUGUUUACGUGGCACGGGUUAAGGAGCAAGCAACAUCUGCUGUGGCCCACGAGCUAUACAGACAGUACGGACCGAGGUGCCAGGUUGCCAUUAAGCAAAUGGAUUUACGCAGCCAGCCCCGUAAGGAGUUGAUCGUUAACGAGAUUAUUGUCAUGAAGGACAGUCAACACCCCAACAUUGUCAACUUCUUGGAUUCGUUCUUGCAAGAGUCAAGCAACGAGCUCUGGGUUGUCAUGGAGUUCAUGGAGGGUGGUGCUUUGACCGAUGUGAUCGACAACAACCCAGUAAUUCAAGAGAACCAAAUUGCGACCAUUUGUGCCGAGACAUGCAAAGGACUGGCCCACCUGCAUAGCCAGAACAUUAUUCACCGUGAUAUCAAGAGUGACAACGUUCUUCUUGACCGUGUCGGCCACGUCAAAAUCACGGACUUUGGCUUCUGUGCCAAGCUUACCGAGUCCAAGAGUAAACGUGCCACUAUGGUGGGUACUCCUUACUGGAUGGCACCGGAGGUCGUCAAGCAGAAGGAGUACGGUCCCAAGGUUGAUUGUUGGUCUCUGGGUAUCAUGGCUAUUGAGAUGAUCGAGUCCGAGCCCCCAUACCUGAACGAGGAGCCCCUCAAGGCGCUGUAUCUCAUUGCCACCAACGGCACUCCACGCUUGAAGAAGCCAGAGAAGCUGAGCAAGGAACUCAAAGCGUUCUUGAGUGUCUGCCUCUGUGUCGAUGUCCGCAGCCGUGCUACCGCCGACGAGCUUCUCGCUCAUGAGUUCUUGCAGACUGGCUGCAGCCUUGCCAGCCUGGCUGAAUUGCUGCGCUGGAAGAAAGCCACUGGCCAGUAA